CUUUCUACGCAGCAUCGAUGCCAAACACAUACAUACUUGUCCCUCUCUUUUACAGAGAGACGCUUCGCUAGGGUCUAGGAGGUUUCAGCGGCUGGAGCCAUGGCGAACUACGAUCUCACUCGAAGAAUUGCUGCUCAUCUGGACCGUCAUCUCGUCUUCCCUCUACUCGAAUUUCUGCAAGAGCGUCAGCUUUAUCCCGACGACGAGAUCCUGAAAGCAAAGAUCGAGCUCCUUAACAAGACGAACAUGGUCGAUUACGCUAUGGACAUCCACAAGAGCCUCUACCAUACUGAAGAAGUUCCUCAAGAUAUGGUUGAUAGGCGAGUAGAGGUCGUCGCGAGAUUGAAAUCUCUUGAGGAGUCUGCUGCGCCGCUCAUUUCGUUUCUUCAGAAUCCUAACUCGUUUCAGGAACUCCGUCCUGAUAAACAGUACAAUCUCCAGAUGCUGAACGAUAGGUACCAGAUUGGUUCAGAUCAGAUAGAGGCUUUGUAUCAAUACGCAAAAUUUCAAUUUGAGUGUGGUAACUACUCUGGUGCCGCCGACUAUCUGUAUCAGUAUAGGGCAUUGUGCACAAACAGUGAGAGGAGUUUAAGUGCAUUAUGGGGAAAACUAGCAGCUGAGAUACUUAUGCAAAACUGGGAUAUUGCUCUUGAAGAGCUUAACCAAUUAAGGGAGAUAAUUGACUCAAGGAAUUUCGUAUCACCGUUGAGUCAGUUGCAAAGCAGAAUAUGGCUAAUGCAUUGGAGUCUUUUCAUAUUUUUCAACCAUGACGGUGGAAAAUCUGGGCUCUUUGAUCUUUUUUUCUACGACAGGUAUAUAAAUGCCAUUCAGACUAAUGCACCUCAUCUUUUACGUUACUUGGCAACUGCUUUUGUUGUUAACAAAAGAAGACGGCCCCAGUUGAAAGAGUUUAUCAAAGUUAUCCAGCAAGAGCAGUACUCUUAUAAAGAUCCCAUCACAGAAUUCUUAGAAUGUUUAUACGUGCAUUACGACUUAGAUGGUGCUCAAAAGAAGUUGCGGGAGUGUGAGGAUGUGAUAUUGAAUGAUCCCUUCCUUGGCAAACGGGUAGAAGAAGGAAAUUUUUCCACAGUACCAUUGCGGGACGAAUUUCUUGAAAAUGCACGUCUCUUUAUCUUUGAGACAUAUUGCAGAAUACAUCAGUGCCUUGAUAUGGGGAUGCUUGCUGAGAAGUUGAAUUUAAACUAUGACGAGGCUGAGAGAUGGAUUGUGAAUCUUAUUCGUAAUGCAAAGCUUGAUGCUAAGAUUAAUUCCAAGUCAGGAACUGUUGUUAUGGAACCCAACCAUUUAAAUGUGUAUGAACAAAUCAUAGAGAACACGAAGGCACUCUCCAUGCGUACAUACAAAUUGGCAAAUCAGGUUCUUGAAGCUGCACACACUCAAGCUGCUCGAGAGGGGUGAGAAGUUGGACUAUGGUGGUUUUGCAGUUGCUUGGAUGUUAUCCUUGCCUGUUCUGAGCAAAUCUAGAAGUUUCAUUAUCUUUUCUAGGUAUGUUUUUAAAAGAUUUUGGUUGUUCUGAGUUGAGGAUCUUGAGAGAGCAUACUGGUGAAAUCUUUUUGUUCUCACCAGUCCGGAGAAAAGAAAAAUUUUGCAAGGCGAUGCUUCUAAAAAUAUUGUCAAAAGAAACCGAGUUUGUUUUUACUAUUUAGUUCUGUUUGUUUUGAAUCCCGUAGGUGCCAGAAGCAUAACAUUGAGCCCUGUAAUGAUUCUCCGUUUUAUUUCAUUGUUAGUAAGCUAUACAAAACUAGUCAUAGGAUGCAAGCUUGUUAAUCAUAUUCAUAUGCCUGUAUGCGUUUAAAGCUGUUAGCAGAACGUCCAUCUUAUUAUA
Nelumbo nucifera (sacred lotus) is the source of this 1846-nucleotide messenger RNA. RefSeq names its product eukaryotic translation initiation factor 3 subunit E-like. Gene Ontology annotation, molecular function: translation initiation factor activity. Gene Ontology annotation, cellular component: eukaryotic translation initiation factor 3 complex; cytoplasm. The record is from RefSeq and is a predicted model, not a curated record. NCBI's taxonomy places the organism in Eukaryota, Viridiplantae, Streptophyta, Magnoliopsida, Proteales, Nelumbonaceae.